Messenger RNA from Lactuca sativa (garden lettuce), 1266 nucleotides. RefSeq names its product aspartic proteinase oryzasin-1. NCBI's taxonomy places the organism in Eukaryota, Viridiplantae, Streptophyta, Magnoliopsida, Asterales, Asteraceae. The record is from RefSeq and is a predicted model, not a curated record. Gene Ontology annotation, molecular function: aspartic-type endopeptidase activity. Gene Ontology annotation, biological process: proteolysis.
AUGGGACACUAUCAGAAAGCCUUUGUGAUUUUCCUCAUAUGUUCAUAUUUUCUGUAUCCUCCUCUCAUCCUUUCAUCAUCGACUGAUGGAUACACGAGAAUUAGAUUGAAAAGAAUGAAAUUAAACAAAGACAAUCGUGUUGUUUCACAAACUGAGUUGACUCAUUCUUUGAGGGCUCGUUAUGGGAAUAAUCUCAUCGGGUCCAAUGGAUUAGACAUCGUGUUGUUAACUAAUUACAUCAACACUCAAUAUUAUGGUGAGAUUGGCAUUGGCACCCCUCCUCAAAUGUUCAAUGUCAUCUUUGAUACCGGUAGCUCUAAUCUAUGGGUGCCAUCAUCAAAGUGUUAUCUCUCGAUGUCAUGCUAUGUUCAUUCAAAAUACCGGUCAGGAAUGUCAAUUACAUACAAGAGUAGUGGGCAAUCUGGUGCAAUUGAAUAUGGUAGUGGAUCAAUAUCAGGAUUCUUUAGCAAAGACAACGUUAAAAUUGGUCAUCUCAUUAUUAAGGAUCAGGAGUUUAUCGAGGCAACAAAGGAGCCUGAUAUGACGUUUAUGACCGGAAAGUUUGAUGGUAUACUUGGGCUUGGAUUCAGGGAGAUUUCUGUUGGAAAUGUUGCCACAAUAUGGGAGAAUAUGUUGAAUCAAAAUGUAGUUAAGUAUCCAUUGUUUUCGAUUUGGUUGGACCGGAGUGACAAUGAAGAAAAUGGGGGUGGGGGCGAGAUCAUCUUUGGUGGCGUUGAUCCCAAGCAUUACAAGGGUAAUCAUGCUUUUGUUCCACUCACAAAAAAGGGUUAUUGGCAGUUCAAUUUGGGCGAUGUUCUUAUCAAUGGCAAAUCAACCGGAUACUGUCAAAAUGGAUGUCCCGCCAUUGUAGAUUCAGGAACAUCUUUGCUAACCGGGCCAACGUCUGCGAUCACCGAGAUAAAUGCUGCCAUUGGAAUUAAGAGCCUUGCGAGUCAAGAAUUUAACUCACAGCUCUCCGAGCAAUUUGCUGACACAAUCCGAGACUCGGAUAUUGAUUGUGGAAAGGCUGCAUCGAUGCCUAAUAUUUCGUUUACACUUGGUGGCAAAGAUUUUGUUCUUACACCACAUGAGUACCUUAUUAAAGAUGGUGAGGGUGAUGGUACACGUUGUGUGAGCGGUUUCAUGCCGUUGGACAUUCCUACUUCUGAUGGCCUUCUAUGGAUCUUGGGAGAUGUUUUCAUGGGUAGUUACCAUACUAUAUUCGAUUACGGGAACUUGAGAGUUGGAUUCGCAAAGGCGAUAUAG